Molecule: messenger RNA, 1917 nt
Organism: Ectocarpus siliculosus
Lineage: Eukaryota; Phaeophyceae; Ectocarpales; Ectocarpaceae
Source: the annotation of a GenBank genome assembly
AUGGAGUGGAUCACGGUAGAUCAGCUCGACCACUCCCUGAGGACCUGCCAUCUCACACGGAGAGCCCUCGAUCCCCAGGGUAUGGAGCGUUCCUCGGAGAGGGAGCCACUGCCCGCAUCAGCAGCGUUGGUGGCCCCGAGUGCCGCUGGAACCUCUUCAAACGCCGUAAACAUGCUUCUAGGAAAGAGGAGCUCCAACAGACAGGCGAUCGGGGUCCCGAGAAGAAGCAAUAGAGGCAGGUCUGGUGCCGCUUCUGUGCGGUCACGGGGACGGGGUCGGAGGGCCAAGAUGGCGCGGAAGCGGGUUGGGAAGUGGAACGACGAGGACCGGGACUUGGCAGAGCUCGAGAUGGCUGGACUGAUCAUCCAAGAGCAGCAGGAGUUCGUGGAAGGCUACGUGCAAGAGCGGAGACGCUACCUCAGUCGCCGGGUUUCGGCUCAACGGGACGGUCACGGAGGGUUCCAACGCGAGGAGGUGCCAACCGGACCUGGUGGAAGGUGGUCGAAAAAGGCCAUGGAAGCAAAAAAAGCGGAAUUCAGCGAGGCAGUCAACCGUACGAAAGUAGUGCUCAAGCUCCUGGAGGCAAAGACCGCCGCCUCGAGUCUACCCCAGCCCAGCGGCGGCGAUGGAGAUGCUGCCGGAGGUACGGCCGGCGCCGUGGGCAGGAACCCUAGCGGGGACUCCCCAGGCGUUCGCGGCGACGGAUCACACCGUCGCCGAGACCCCCAACACUCUCCACCCAAGGCUAACAACGAUCGAAGAAUAAAAAGUAAAGCUUGCGUCAGUGAUGACAAGCGUGAAACGUGGGACAUGAAGAAGGUUCUACGGACGGCCACAGAGGCGUACAGCGACCGGGUCGGCAAGCAGGGGGGGGGAGCGACAAGGAUCAACGCGAACAGACAAUCCGGGGCCGGCUGUGGGGCAACGGCGGUAGGAAGAGGCGGAGAGAGAGCCAGGAUGUCUGCCGCCGCGCAAACGGUCCAGGUAGCGUUUCGGCAACGAAUGUUCCACCGGUUCGUCUGGGCGCAGGCCUAUCUGCGCGGCCCCACGCACGCAUACGAGGUCUUCAAGCGUUGCCUUCCCAUGCCACGCGGCGGCGGCGGCGGAAAUUUCGCAAGCGCCGCCACGCCGCACCACCCCCCUCCUCUUCGACCUGCUGCGCUCGCUGACGUGGCCUCAGCCGCGGUCAACCUCGUCGACGCGUGGCCAGAGCUCCCGGGAUUUUGCCCGUCCUUCCCUCACCACGUCCAUGCUGCGGACCCGAUCUUUCUCCGAUACCUUCGUUCUUGCACUCCUAAGAGUUAUGAUAUCUCCUUCUCCAGCGCUACUACUACGACGCAGGAGGAAGGAACCGAAACGGGGAAGACUCCACCAACGGCGUCGGCGUCAACCGGGGCUGGGGUAUCUUCUCCUGGUCGUCCUCCGCAGCAGACGCAGCAGCAGCAGCAAAACCAGGAGUUUGCUGAGGCUUUCGAGCGAAAAUACCACAUCCGCACGGCCGCUGUCCGCGGCAUGUACGUCGACCUUCGGGUUCCGUUCCUCCCGGGCGCCCUCGACGCCGCCUUGGAAGACUUGGAGCAGACCAUUGCGCGGGACAGCGCCCCUCCGGUUGAGGGGGGUGCCAAGAAUCGUCGUCGCCAAGUGGACACCGUUAGCAGCGGCGUACGGCUUGCUUCGCCACUCCGUGGUAGCGGUGGUGGUACAGCGGGUGGCAAGGGCAGGGUAGGACAGAAUCCCCACGGGGGCAGGUUGAGCUUUGCAAAGUGGUACCCGUGGUGGAUUCGGCACCUUCCGUUCGAUCCUGCUUCGACCGGAUGCCUGCUGAAAACAGUGCGUUGCGCUAAAGCGUUGCACGCCUCAGAAAUCGCUAAUCACAAUGCUGCAAGACAGCUCUUGGAUAGCGAUAAAACCCUUUAG